AUGGCUACAUUAUUGUCUUUAAAUCUUAGUGGUAAAAGUCUCCCUUAUCAAGAUGGCAAAUGGUACUGUUCAAUAAUAGCAUUAAAGAAGAACAAAAAUGAAAAUUUUGAUCGUAUUUUGGAUAUUGGCUGUUAUAAAGAACAAGCAUUAACAGCGUCUACAUGUGAAAAUAAAAAUGAAUGUGUAAUGAAAAAAAUAUAUAGACCACCACCAGCAGAUACUUAUUAUCGUUGUUGUUGUGAUAAAGAUUAUUGUAAUAACGAUAUUAUUUGGCCUGAUAAUAUGACAACUAUUUAUGAAACAGUCACGCUAGAUAAUUGGCCUAAUACUACUACUAAUUUAACUGCCGUUGUAGGUAUAUCGUCUGGUGAACUCAUACCAAAAAUUGUUAUCGGUUGUGUGGGUGGAAUUGUUCUUAUUAUGUUGAUUUGUGGUUUGAUUGCAUUUUUAUUUCGUCGUCGCCUAUGUGAUAAAUGGCAUGCAUGUAAAAGAUUAACUCAUCCACAAAACUCCGCAUCAGUACCUGAUACUGGUGAAAACGAACCAUUUCUCUUCGCUAAAUCUAUUCAAUUAGCUCCACAAAUUAUUAAAAAAGGGCGAUUUUGUACAAUACAUAUGGGAAUAAUCUCACCAUCACAAGAACGUGUCAUAGUUAAAAUUUUAGCGGGAAAUGAUACUCAAUGUUCAGCUUUGUAUAAGCAAGAAAAAAUGAUUUAUAACUUACCAAACAUGAAACAUGACAAUAUUCUAAAGUUUUACGGCAGUAUCGGAGAGGAAUCUGCUGAUUUAUGUUCGGUCACCUAUUGGAUUGUUACAGAAUAUUGUGCGAAUGGAUCACUGUAUGAUAUGUUAAAGCAAAGUUUAUUGAGUUUAGAAUUAGUUAUAGAAUUUGUUCAACAAAUUACUAGAGGUCUUGAUUAUUUACAUAAAGAUAUGCGAACAACCGUUACCUCAUCAGCUGAUAUUAAUGAUGUUACAUCACUACAAACGCGUUCUUCAAUAGCACAUCGUGAUUUUAAAAGUCAAAAUGUGUUGAUUAGAGAAAAUAUGAGCGUAUGUAUUUGUGAUUUUGGAAUGGCCGUAUGUUUAAAUCAAAACACAUUAAUGCCAAAUCAACAUAAUCAGAGUGGUACACCACGUUAUAUGGCUCCCGAAAUAUUAGAAUGUACAAUAAGUUCUGAUACGAGUGCAUUUUUACAAAGUGAUGUUUAUGCAUUGGGACUGGUAUUGUGGGAAAUUGUCUCAAGAUGUAAAGAUAUUGAAGAUUACAAUGACCCAUACCAAAUGCCAUACGAAGACCAAUGUCAACUAAAUCCUUCCAUACCUGAUAUGUAUACUAUUUUGAAAAAAUCCACAUCUAUUCGUCCAAAAAUUCAUGAAUCAUGGUAUAAAAACUCGUCCAUAAAAUACAUUCUUACAACAAUUGAACAUUGUUGGGUACAAGAUCCAGACGCUAGAAUAACAGCAGCAACCGCUUAUCGCCGAAUGUCUUCUUCUUGUAUACAAAGUAUUGUUCCAACUGCUCCUGUAGUGGAUGUUUAA
Messenger RNA from Didymodactylos carnosus, 1542 nucleotides. Lineage: Eukaryota; Metazoa; Rotifera; Eurotatoria; Philodinida; Philodinidae. The record is from the annotation of a GenBank genome assembly.